Messenger RNA from Sesamum indicum (sesame), 1455 nucleotides. The record is from RefSeq and is a predicted model, not a curated record. NCBI's taxonomy places the organism in Eukaryota, Viridiplantae, Streptophyta, Magnoliopsida, Lamiales, Pedaliaceae.
GUUACACACUUUAGCCAAUCCCACCCUCAUUAGAUACUCUCCAUGGGGGAAAGCCCUAUUCCAAAUAUUCAAUACAUCCAAUACCCUCCCGGAAUCAGAUUCCACCCAUCUGAUGAGGAAUUAAUCACUUAUUACCUGCAAAGGAAAGUGAAGUCUCUUCCUUUACCAGCAGAUAUGAUUACUGAUAUAGAGCUAUAUAGUUACAACCCUUGGGAUCUACCUAGGAACUCUUUGUCUGGAGGAAAGGAGUGGUACUUCUUUACCCCGAGGGAUAGGAAGUACCCAAAUGGAGGGAGGCCUAAUCGGACAGCUGCAUCAGGUUACUGGAAAGCUACUGGAAUCGAUAAGCCAAUUCUCAGCUCGACUGGAUCAAGAAGAAUCGGGGUCAAGAGAGAUCUUGUUUUCUACAAAGGUAAGCCACCGAAGGGUCUCAAGAUGGAUUGGGCCAUGACCGAGUACAGACUUCCUGAUGCUACUCGUACUUUAAGUUCCAAAGGGUCCAUGAGAGCAGCUCAAGGCAUACAUGAAAUUGUAGAGUCAUACUCUUUUCAGAAGAAAGGAAGGUCAGAAAUUCUUCACAAGUUGGAUGACUGGGUACUAUGUCGGCUUAAGCAAAAAGGCAACACGUCAAAGAAUGCACACGAGGAUGACCAGAAUUCUGAUGAAUUUCUUGAGUAUCUACCCAAGAUUGAGGAGCUCCCUUCAGUAUACACAGAAAACAGCGCAGAUAUGCUCGAAAAUAAUAUGAUAUCAAGUGAAUAUCACCUAAUAGAUUCAUCCCUUGUUGGACAUGAUCCUGGGGUUGCAACUAUCCCCAGAACAACCUUUCAAAGCCAUGGAAGCGGAAACAGCAGCACGACAAUAUGUGAGCCCAUAUCUGGAAAAUGGAAUACUCAGACAACAUUUUCUCUGUUCCAGAGUUUCUCUGGUUCAGUACCAGGUAAACUUAUGGAGGAGAAUAGAUGCACAAAUAUCCAGCAGCCUACAAACAUGAUAAUCAAUGAGCAAACACCCGUGGCCUCUCGAUCAGGGCAAGUGGUAGCUACAACGGGUACAAACUCGUAUCAUCAACAUGUGUCUGAAGGUAACAGGUUCGGGCCUAAUUAUUCACCGCACGCCUAUAUCAACUUACAAGAACUUGAUAUGCCAGCUCUAUCAGAAAACUUUCUACAACAACCAACUUUCCCAAGGAGCAAUCCAUUUUAAUUAGCUUGAACAGUACGAUGAUACCUCUGCCACAUUCGAGAUUCAAUAAGACCCUGCAGCAUACUAUAGGGUGCCUCAAAUGCAAAAUUGAUUACGUAAUCAUGUGUAUAUGUGCUCUAAGGUCUAAACUUGUAUGUAACAAUUCGUAUGCUUAUGUGUGUAAUAUGUUAAUAACAUGAAAUCUUAUGGAUCUUGCUGACAUCAAACUGAAGGUCCAGCGUUCAAGAUUUUGUUGUUUAUCUUCUUUUG